AUGAAAAUUGAGGAGAUUUCUCCAGAGGACAGAGUGAUCUCUGAAUGGGAAAGAAGACGGUAUAAACCCAAGCCAGGUGAGCCCGAGUUGCCUCCUCACCUUUCAGAUCUAGCACACAAGUCCACCGAUGAGGUUUUGAAGGAAAUCAACCGUUUACCAUUUUUCAUGACCGAAUUGGACGAGACAGACGGAGAGGGUGGACAAAAUGCUAGCUUGGAAGCUUUGAAAACUUUGGCAUAUGAUGGUGAGCCCCAUGAGGUGGCUACCAACUUCAAGAACCAAGGUAACGAGUGCUACAAAGCUAAGCAAUACAAAAAUGCUGUUCAGUACUACACUCAGGGACUUGAUGUGGAAUGCAAUGACGAUAAGGUCAAUAGUGCAUUGCUUGUCAACAGAGCUGCUUGCAAUCUUGAAUUGAAGAAUUACCGUAUGUGCAUCGAAGACUGCAAGAAGGUGCUUCUUAAGGAUGAGAACAAUAUUAAGGCAUGUUAUAGAGCAGGACGUGCAUUUUUUGCAGUCAACCGUUUCGAUGAAGCAAAGCAGGUGCUUCAAUACGGAUUGACUAAAGACCCUGAAAACCUUUCCAUGAAGGAUGUGUUGAAGAAGAUCGACGAGAAGGAGAACCAGAUCAAAGCUGCUAUUGAGCGUAAAGAGAAGGAAACACAGCUCAAGCAACAGCAGGAACUUGUUUUGGCUAGCGCCAUCACGCUAAGAAAAAUUGAAAUCAUUAAGUCAUCUAGACCUGCUGAGCUUCUAGAAGAUACAAAGAUUCGUCUUGAGGACCCAUUAGAUUACGAGUCACAGCUUAUCAUUCCCGCCAUGAUCCUCUAUCCCACAACCGAUGAAUUUGACUUUGUCGCCGAAGUCGGAGAACUCUCGACGCCUGCGGAGGUUUUGGAGAUUGUCUUGCAAAGACCUCAGGAAUGGUUCGAGGACCCUGGACAUAAAAAUUUCACUCUCAAGAGCUUGGAGUGCUACAUGGAGACAGUUAGUGGAGGUUUGGUCAAGGUAGGUAAAAAAGCGCCAGUUAAUAAGGCAUUGAUGGCAGAGCAAGCGAAGGCUCCGCUUUUCGACAAUGGCUUGAGGCUCUACGUUGUGCCAAAGCAAGAAUCAGCAGUCUGGUUGGGCAAUUGGAACAGGGAGGUUGCAUUGGCUAAGCGCCAAAUGUGA
Molecule: messenger RNA, 1170 nt
Organism: Candidozyma duobushaemuli
Lineage: Eukaryota; Fungi; Ascomycota; Pichiomycetes; Serinales; Metschnikowiaceae
Gene: CNS1
Product: HSP70/90 family co-chaperone
Exons: 1
Coding region: 1-1170 (389 amino acids)
Biological process (GO): protein folding
Molecular function (GO): Hsp90 protein binding
Source: RefSeq, a predicted model, not a curated record